This is a messenger RNA of Mytilus trossulus (common blue mussel), 2570 nucleotides long. Its product is annotated as 5-hydroxytryptamine receptor 4-like. Bases 81 to 1139 code for a protein of 352 amino acids. The record is from RefSeq and is a predicted model, not a curated record. Gene Ontology annotation, molecular function: G protein-coupled receptor activity. NCBI's taxonomy places the organism in Eukaryota, Metazoa, Mollusca, Bivalvia, Mytilida, Mytilidae. The transcript has 2 exons. Gene Ontology annotation, biological process: G protein-coupled receptor signaling pathway. Gene Ontology annotation, cellular component: plasma membrane.
AGAAAUCAAUAAGACAAAUCGCUGUCACCACACCCUAAACAGUUAUCAUUUCAAAACGAUAGAAGAUUACACAGAUCAAAAUGUUGAUACAAAUAAAUGAAUCAAAGAUAGAAGAAAACCGUACAGAUACUAAUGCUACCGAUUUGUCAAGAAAAGAGUACAGUUGGAAUAUCUAUAUCGAAACAGUUAUUCUCAGUGCUGUUUUUGUGGUAGGCAUAGUUGCAAAUAUCCUUGUGAUGAAAACUAAUUUCCAAGUCAAGACUAAAUUCGCUCGUCAGAUAAUGAGUCUGUUCUUUAGUGUAGCCAUAACCGACAUUACUGUGUGUUUGGUCCGUAUUGGAAUCCUGAUUUGUAUAUUGUUUCAUCCUGACUGGGAUGAUGGUUCAUUUGUUUGUUUUCUUUGGUAUAUGUCUUUGGCAAUUGUUGGAACAGCUAUUUGGGAGAAACUAUGUGUAGGGGUUCAGAGGUUAUUCAUCUUGAAAGCAUUUCCGAUGUUCAGAAAAUAUUGUACUAUCCCGCUGAUGGUAGUAUUGAUUGUUGGUAUAUGUCUGUCCCAAUGCAUCAUUCAUGCGGGGACAUUCAUUGGAUUCGACAUAAAUGUCAGAUAUGAUAAUAGACAGUCUGGGAGUAUUUGUAUAGAUCAAAAUAGAAUACUUCUCGAGUCGCUUUUCUAUAGAAUAGUUGUUCUUGGUGUCUUUACAAUAGUACCGCUUGUUCUUGCUAUUUCUUGUCAUUUCUGGAUCGUUCAUAUAAUAUUCAAAGCAGGACAGACAAAGCUUUCGCAAUUCGAUGAUCGAGAAGACUUUAUCAAAAUUACAAAAACAGCUUUGAUUCGAAGUUUUGCACUCUUUGUUUGUUUUGUGCCUUUUCUGGUAGUAAAUCUUGUCGAUCCUUAUCAUGACGUUAUGCCCGGACCAAUCCACCGAUAUUCAGACUAUUUUCUUUGUGCACAUUCUGCCAUUAGUCCUCUCAUUACAUUACAAGACUGUGAUUUUGGGGAUGAUACGUCAAAUCGGAAGGCAACACAACAACGUAGAAACAGUAUGUCGGCAUUCAACAGCAGUUUCCGUCGGAUAGGAGUGAGCGUUAUUACGUCAGAGAAUCUCAAAACAAAUAAAAACAGUGACAUGUGCACUUAGAUGUAACCAAUCAGGAGAAGAGUCACACAACAAACAAAAAUGGAAGUCAGAAUAGUGUAGCAAAUGACGAGAGAAUUUCGUUUGAUUUGUACGUGUAAAUGUUCGUUUGAUUUGUACGUGUAAAUGUUCGUUUGAUUUGUACGUGUAAAUGUUUCGAUCGUUGAUCUUUUUGUUUCCAAACAGACAAGAAACAAAACUAUAUCACCUGUUUGUGCUGUGGUAUUUCUAGCCACCUAUUGUACCAUGCUUCAUUGUAGAUAUUUGUAUUUGUAGUUUGCUUUUAUAAAUUUUUUGUACAUUAUAUUAAUUUUUGUAUAUGUAUAUUUUAUAACAGUUUACUACACGAAACUGAUCAAAUACAUUUUCCCGACUACAAACCCCACUUAUCUGGGUAAAGUGAGACUAUCAAUUAAUAUUUAAUCUUUCGAAUGCAAGUAGAAUAAUUAAUUUCAUUUCUAAACAUACCUUUCAUACGACAAACCUGUCGUAAUUGUAUUUGCAUGAAGUGUAAUCUGUGGUAUGUAACAUAAUAUGAUUAAAUUGUCUAUAUAAGUAUUUUGAAAGUACAUUCGAAUGAAAGUCUAUGUAGGAUAAACGCCAAUUGCAAAGCCACACGACAAAACAUUUAAUGAGAAACAUCCAAGUUGUCAAUAAUACACAGGUGUAAUUAUAUCAUGUUAAGAUCUUGACUACACAGGUGUAAUUAUAUCAUGUUAAGAUCUCGACUACACAGGUGUAAUUAUACUAUGUUAAGAUCUUGACCUCUAGAAACAUUUCCAAUUCAGACUAAAAUAAUAUGUUACGUUCUUUCUAUCUUACCACUUAUUUAAUUAAAUUUAUAUUACGGAUCAGUAGCAGAUAGUCUUAAAAUUACAAAAGAGAGCUACUAGACAGUUGAAUAGAGGAUAAAAUGUUUGUGAUUACAUCUUUAAGUUCAUAAUAAAAAAAAAUUGAUGUCCCACAAUUAUCUUACUAGCAAGUUUCAUUAUGUUUCAAAAAAAUCCACACCCCUUGAGAAAUACUGUUCAAGGAGACCUCAUUCUUCCUAUAACACAAAAUAUAAUUGCUCAAAAUUCAUGUAUGUAUUCUGGACCAACCUUAUGACACAAUUUACCUACAUCGUUAAAAAAUAUAACACAUGCGAAUUAUUUCCAUUUACAAAAUAACAGUUCGGUAUUGAAACUAACCCUGUGAAAAAUUCAAAUAUUGAUAAUAAAAUUGAGAAAGGAAAUGGUGAAUAUAAGUUCAUCAAGUUUAUUUUUUCAUAAUAUUUUAUACAAUUGCAUUGGACAUUAUUAUACUUGUCUUUUAUACUAAUGUAUGUCAUGUACAUGUUUGCACUUUUGUUUUUCGACGUUUGUUGUUGAAGUUUAUCUAUAAUGAGGGACUCAUUACUGUGUAAUCCUCUUGAAUAAAGUAUUAUUGUUGUUA